Pyricularia grisea is the source of this 4301-nucleotide messenger RNA. RefSeq lists its product as uncharacterized. Gene Ontology annotation, molecular function: TFIIF-class transcription factor complex binding; DNA binding; RNA polymerase II general transcription initiation factor activity. Gene Ontology annotation, cellular component: transcription factor TFIIF complex; nucleus. NCBI's taxonomy places the organism in Eukaryota, Fungi, Ascomycota, Sordariomycetes, Magnaporthales, Pyriculariaceae. The coding region runs from base 416 to 2560 and encodes 714 amino acids. The transcript is spliced from 3 exons. The record is from RefSeq and is a predicted model, not a curated record. Gene Ontology annotation, biological process: positive regulation of transcription elongation by RNA polymerase II; transcription initiation at RNA polymerase II promoter.
CAAGAGUACUCUACACGCAAAUCCGGCACUGUGCACAAGCCAACCCCGUCAUUCCGCAUGCAGACAAGCAAGUCGCCGUCAGGUCACCGUCAGUCAACAUUUACUUUACUUUCACAUUACGGCUGACGUGCAUCAACGCGCAAAGGCAAACCAAACCAAAGGGAGCGUUCGCAUGUGCACUUUCUUGCCCUCUUUUAUUUGAAUUGCUGUCGCGGUGUUGUUUUCUUUUCUCCCAUAUAAACAAGCAUUUCAUCAAAUCAAAAUCCUUCGAUGGUGUUCAUCCCUGACAUUGUCCACUUUCCCUCGGUGCCAAGGCCUUUUUAAACCGGUCUUCACCUUUUUCAUUACCUUCACUUGAGCGCAAUCGUAACUGUUUAACUGUGACCUCCCCGCCUCAUUCAUCAGACAAAUCAAAAUGAGCGCGCCGCCACCUCCCAAUGCUCCGAACGGGCAGCCUGGGCAGGCGCCCAAACGCCCGUACCGCCGACCGCGCGCGGUAAAUCCAUUGGUGGCGCGAGGCCGAAACGACCCAUCCAAGCAGAUGAACCGGCCCGCGUCUACCGUGAAGCCGUCCGCGACUGUCAUUGCGAAAGCCGGUCCGUCAAAGGAUCCAGUCGAGGCUCUCCGGGAGCAGGACUACCAGAAGCUCAAGGACUUUGAGGCUCGGCGCAAGCUCAACGGUGGCUGGACCGAUCCUGCGCCGCCAAAUGUUGUCGAGUAUCCGCUGAUGAUCUCUAAGCGUGCCCUCAUGGAAGCACGCUACCAUGUCAUGCGAUUGUCCCGGGCCAAGGCAGUCCAAGGCGAUCCAAUAAAUGGUAUCGAUCCCACCGACCCCGAACAGUUCUCGCGUCCUGUUACUCUCCAUCGCCGCGAUCCCCGACAGCCAGCGGCGGCCAGAGUCGUACCAGAGGAGGAGGAAGUCAAGGCGAGCCCACCUCCACCCGAGCCUACAACAGACGACAAGGAGGCCGAGAGAUUGGCACAGAUCAAAGCGGAUAAGGAAGCCCAACGUGCAGCGGACCUUGCUCAGAUAGCACCAACAAUCAAGCCAAACGAGCCACCUGCGCAAAAGAAGCCGCAGCCCCAAAAGAAAGAAAAGGCUUUUACGUCGCAUAGACAAACGAAGAAAGACUACGAUCCCAAGACAUCCGAACUGCGUUAUGAAGAAGCUCUACCAUGGCAUUUGGAAGAUGCGGAUGGCAAGAACGUGUGGGUUGGUCAAUACGUUGCUGCUCUAUCCCAGGCAAACGUUGGUCUUGUUAUCAGCGGCGAGGGCUUUAAAAUGGUCCCGCUGGAGAAGUACUACAAGUUCACUUCAAAGCCUCACUUCAAGGCAUUCAGCAUUGAGCAGGCCGAGAGCAUCAUGAAGCAAAACGUCGCUAUCGGCCCGCACAAGAUGACCGAGGAGAAGAAGGAGCAAAUGAAGCUCGAGCAAGAGAUAGCGGCUACGCGGGAUUUCCUUCGAGGUGGCAGGGCAACCAAGGUCAAGAAGGAAAGCAACACCUAUCGGUCCGCUCCCAGAUCUGAGAAGCUUGAUCAGGACGACAUUGAUAUGUCUGGAGAUGAGUUCCAGGAUGAUGAUGAAAACCACACGUUUGAGAAGGAGAGGGAUGAGGAGACCAAGGAGGCAAAAGAGCGACAACGGCGCAAUCAUCUCGGCGCCAACCUGUUUGGUGAUGCGAACGAGAAGCAAGUGGAGAAAGAGGAGGCCGAGGAGGAGCUGAUGGAGCAACUGCGAAAGGAAGAGGGCAAGCGUGUCCGCAAGGCUCUGGCCCGUCGUGAAAAGCACUUGAUGUACCAGAGUGAUUCGGAUGACAAGGACAACCCAUAUGACUCGUCGAGUAGCUCAGAAUCUGAGCCGGACGAGGAAAAGGAAAAGGAAGCCAAGGAGAAAGAGGCCAAGGAGAAGGAGGCGAAAGAGAAAGAAGCCAAGGAAGCCAAAGAGAAGGAAAAGCUUUCUGUGGGAGCCUCGGCUAAAGGCAGUGGAACCUCACCUAGUAAGAACAAGCAAGGGAAGUCCCUCAAGCGCCCGGGUUCCCCCAACCUAUCCGAAUCAAGCGAGAACGAAGCAUCUCGCAAGAAGGCAAAGAAAUUGGCUACCGGCUCAGUACAACCCAGCCGCUCCGGAACCCCAGUGCCUGGGCAGCGUGUCAAGGGCCCCGGUGGUGCUACCAGCGAUGGUGAGGCUACUGGUGGAGAGAUGUCAGAUGGCGGUAUUAAGAAGAACCGACUUAAGUUGGGAGCCACCGGCAGCAGUUCUCGCGGCACACCCGUCGGCUCCAGGGCCGGAAGCCCUAAUCCGGGAUCAGGCUCUAAACCUGGAUCACCCAUCAAGGGUGACAGCCCGAAGCCCGGCGUGGUCACUCCUGACGAGAUCGUGGCCGCUCUUGCAGCAAACCCACAGGGCAUUGCUAUUGGAGAUCUGCUGAAGCGAUACUUCAGUGACCGAGUUGGAACGGGCGAAAACCAGAUUCACAGGAAGGAGUUCAUCAGUCUUGUCGUCCGCCACUCACAACUGGACAAGGUCGAUAAGCUGCUGCGGAUGAAGCCAAGCAAAUAGUGUACUUGCUUGUAUUGCACUGUCACGUCUCCGGCAGUUGUGGCCGCCCUCGCAGCAAAUCCGAGGGGUAUCAGCUGUCGGGACUUUUAUAGGCGAUAUUUUAGGCAUGUCAAGACGCACAAUAACAUCAAAAAGCUCGCCCAUACAGUAAAACUCCAUUCAUCCAGGGAAUGGACCACGGGUGGUUUGAUUCUAAGACCAACAAUAUGAGGCUGAAGUUCUUCUGCGAGUCGUAGGACUAGAAAAUAGUAUGGCCAAUGUCCCAUUAAAUCCGGGAACAGUCGGUUUCUGGAUUCUUUGCGGUUGAUUAUCAUAACGCAUAGUGUACAAUAGCGGAACCCAGCGCAAAGGAGAUACUUUUUUUUGGACCAAGUGAUAAUUAAGGCAGCGAGCACUUUCGUCGUUAUGAAGCAACCUAAAGUAUAUAUAAUACUCAUUCAUCCAUUUGCCAAUUAUAUUCGAGAUCCUUGGUUCGUUCACGCCGGUUUAAUGCUUUGAACCGUUCAGCCUCGAAACCAAUUCCACGGUCGACGCCGUCCCAGCGGUAGCCUGGCCGUAUCCCAUAUCUGUUGGGAGCCGCAGGUCCUUUGUAAACCGGCCUGCCCUUGACUCGCCUGCCACCAGUUUUGGCUGUGCCUCCAGCCUCCCUCUUGUCGCUUUCACUCAUGAACUGCAUCAUGGGAUCAUUCCACCUCUGUUCGGACCUCAAGGCAUUAUUCAUCUCCUCGUCGUCCUUGCCUCUGGCCAGAGGCAUGAGCGCUGCAUCCUCGAGCUUCUCGCGGCGGCGGCGCGCCUCUUCGAUCUGAACCUCUCCCUUGAGGGCCUCCUUGGCAGCCCGCUCCUUCUCGGCCUCGGCUUUCCUCUUUUGCUCCCGUUGCAGUGUGACGUCUAUCCGACGGCCCGUGGCGUCGCGGAAUACCGUCUCCUCCUCCCCACUGCUGUCGCCGCCGCGCGCUGCCCGCCGCUCUGCCCGCUCCCGCUCGUACUGCGCCUUUUCCUCGGCGCGCCUCCUCUGCAGCUGCGCCGCCACGGUUGCGGCGGUCUGGAGGCCCGCGUGCGUGCCGUCGCUCAUCUUGACAGCUGCCGCCGCGGCGCCGUCCACGACUGGCGCAUCGUCCUCGGCGGCCCGAGCAGCGGCGUUUUCUGCGGCCGCCGACGCUAGGAUAGCAUCUGCUGCUGCCGCCUCUUGAUCUGCGUUGUUGUUGAUGUCUUGCUUGCUGCUGCCACCGCCGAGCGUCUUCCAGCUCGACUUGGUGGCCCUUCUGAACUCGGCCGACGUUCCCGCUACCGUCGCUGUGGAGCCCAGCUCGUCGGCGUCGGCGUCGCGGCUCGACGGUUUGGUCCAGGCUGCAUCGUCGUCGUCGUCCUGAAUCAAGAGGCCAUCGCCUUCCUUCUUCUUCUUGCUGUCGCCAUGCUUCCUCUUGCGCUUCUUUGAGGGUUUCGGGUCGGCUGUGAGAUAGUGGUCGGCAAGGUACGAUGCCAAGUCCGAUGGCAUGCUGGCGUGGCGUGUGGAACAACGAUGCCCGCUCGGAUGGAACAGCGGAGUGAGAUGAGUCCUCCGGUCUCUCUGUUACCCUUGAUUGAUGAAUAAUCUACUAUUCGUAUAAUUGUAUUCUCGUAUCCAGUCCCAAAAGUCGAUGCACAGUUGCUACAAUCCGAUUGUUGUGGGGCCAAAUUAGAUUGGAAGAAAUGCACGGGCACCCAGUAGCUUACCUACGAAUCCACUGAACCCGGAUUCAGG